Exophiala aquamarina CBS 119918 is the source of this 3660-nucleotide messenger RNA. RefSeq lists its product as uncharacterized. Gene Ontology annotation, molecular function: metal ion transmembrane transporter activity. NCBI's taxonomy places the organism in Eukaryota, Fungi, Ascomycota, Eurotiomycetes, Chaetothyriales, Herpotrichiellaceae. Gene Ontology annotation, biological process: metal ion transport; transmembrane transport. The record is from RefSeq and is a predicted model, not a curated record. Gene Ontology annotation, cellular component: membrane. Bases 1 to 3660 code for a protein of 1219 amino acids. The transcript has 8 exons.
AUGUCUAUACACGCAGCAGCGAAUGGACAGCUGGGCCUUAGAGAGCAAACGGCCUUUGACAUCAUCGCGAUCCCUGCUAUCGGGGUUAGAAAUGCCUGCGAGACAUGGCGUCGACCGCCCAAAGGGGAAGGGCCGUACAACUUCAUCUGGUCAGGGAUGAAAACCCCUCGCAUCUUUUUCUUCGAAUUUGAUCAAUACAAACAGCCUGAGGUGACGGGAGAUUAUGGGAUUACCGAGUGGGCAAAGAAGCUGCUAGAGGCUUUGAGGAAAUGCAAGGAAAUCACAAACCGUGAUCUGCAUUUUGCUGCUCAUAGCACCGGAGGUCUGGUAUUGAAACGAGCACUGGUAACUGCAAUGGAGCACGCUCUACGUGAGUCCAGUGGGAACCCAGCCGAGCUCGCCCUAUCCGCCGAAGACGGAAAUACAUACACGUCAAUAGUCGAGCAUUGUCAUAGCAUUGCAUUCUUUGGCACCCCGCACUAUAGUUCGACAGCACUGUCGGAUGGUGCUUGUGCAGAGAGCAUCUCUCACGAGCUCGACAUCCCCAUCCCUUAUGGACCCAGGCUCCGCAAGCAACUGAGAAAUACUGAGAAUCUCGACUGGAUGGUUGAAUUCUCUCGUCAGUUUGCUCCGCUCACACUCCACCUCCUGAAAAUCUGGAGUUUUUAUGAGACUUUAGAGACUCCCUUAAGAGUGAAAAUCAAGCCAGAGAAGUCUCCAACAAUGACAGAGACUACACUUUGGACACAAAUUGUGGACAAACGCUCGGCGACCCUUGCUGAUGAGUACUAUUACGUCGGCUGUGAAGAGGUAAUUCCCGUCGGGGCAACACACGCCGGACUUCCAACAUUUGACAACGGCAAGGACAAGUGCCGGCUAGAUGGAUACAGAGAUUCUCUGAACAGAAUUAUGAAAGACGCUGAUUUUGAGAACCGCGGCUAUGAUAUGUUGGCGCGUACGAUUCACGUAGAAUGCCAUCAGUUUCACAAAUCGCUGGCAAACGUUUCGCGCAACAGCAUCAAAAUAUUGUCCGCAUCUCCAAACCCGACACUAUCCCAGGUAUUCCAGCAAGGUCCAGGGCACUUCGUCGAACUCAGACGGACCAAAGCCCUUGCCCCUUUGGCAGAUGCUUCAAAUGAGUUGAAUUCGCAGCCGUAUGCAAAUGCGAAGAUCCCUUCUCCCAUUCAGCAGUCUGAUGUCCAACUACCCAUGUCACCAAGCAAUACGACUGCGAGCGCUAGCCCAUGCAUAGAGAGUGGGGAGGAAGAAUCAACCCGAACAACGAUUCAAGAGAACUUGCUGGCCUCGUCAUCCAAUGGCGAAGUAGGGUUGGGAACAGUUGCCGAAACAGAGGGUUCUGAAGGCUUGCUUAACUUCUAUAGGGUCCCAGAGCACGAUCAGUAUACGUUCCGCUGGAUCCAUGUCCCUUCAAAUGUCAUGCACUGGGCAGAAAAAGUGCUAAGAAGAAUAGAAAUGGAGAUCGCAGACUCUUCUUGGCAGGAAAUUCUCGAAGAUGCCGCUAUCCAAAGGGACGAUCGCACCGCGCCUACUCCGGAAGAUAGCGUCUGGAACACGGAGCACUCUGAUGAGAGCUCAAUAAUCAACGAUAUCUUGGAAAAUCCCCUAGCUUGUCCCGCAGGCCCAAGUCUAGCGGUUGGUGCCCGAGUGGUAGCCAAGGAGGAGAACAUAACUCCUGAAUGUGUCCUUUCGGAAGUUCUUCAUAAUCCUCCUCGCAUUGCCCAGGUACUCCAAAAGGGCCAGAUCGGUACCCAGAAAGAUCGUGUCAAGCUAGCAGACCUAGGGCCUCUCAUCGAGGACGCAAGGGAGCGUAUCAGUAUGGUCAAAGCAGCCCACACUCUUCCCAGGACUGCUUCACCAAAAACAACCUGGGUGACACUUAACAGAGCUGUCAUCCAAGAGAGAAGAACACCUUCAAUUACGAGCACUUUACUCAAGCCAAUCUAUUGGAAUUUCAAACAGAAGAGGGCUGGGCACGGCCGUCCACAUGGCCGGUACAUGUGCCCGUCUUUUCAACUCUUCUAUCCGAGAGACUCGAUGGACGAGGACCGAGCAGACAUAGACCCGAAAUUCAGUCCUAUAAACAUAUUACAAGCAUAUCUAUACUUCCCGUACCUUCAUUGGGAUACAUUCGGCGCCGCGAAGGCUCGAAACCGCCUGCUGAAAGAUAUUGGAUCUACUGAUCGUAGCGAUAAAUAUCGAAAGAGACUUUUCAAGACGGCAUCAGACGAGGAAAAAAUCAUUUGGCAAUACGGAUAUGAUCCCAGUGAAUUGUUUCUCCACCCUCGCCGAACAUUAGACCAAUAUGGAUAUUCAGACUUGGAAAGUACUGAAACCCGCGACGCUGAUCAAGUCAUAUUUCGAUGGGCGAAACACGUGUACCGGAAAAGACGCUCCGCUGUUGAGCCACAAGCGGAGACACAGAAAAGUCAACACCAAAGAGAAGUCGACCUUGACGCAGAUGAUUCCAGCCAGGAACCCAAGGCAGUCAGCCCCAUAUCCAACCAGACAACGGGUGAAGAAUCGCUUCCUUCAGAGGUGACUGAUAACUUCAAGGUCUUGAUGGUGGAUCAACUUUGGUCUUGGAUUGUGGAUGACAAGAAUGUGGUGACCUUCUUUCCUAGAAAGGACGACGCUGUCCAUUCUGAACACAGCUGUAAGUACACUUGUAGCGUGUCAGACUGCGGUCGAGAACAACGCACCAGCGAAGCAGACUUGCGUGAUGCGAUAUACUUUGAUCUUAACGGUGACAAUAUCUUCCAAUUCACCCACAAGACCCAGUGUAAUGAUUGUCUUGACUUCAUGGCGUCUGCAGUCUGGCACGCAACGACACUCUUCCUAGACGCGGAUAAGCCCGAUAAUCCGGUCGCAAAGGAUCUUAGGGUCCUUCGCAUCUUUAGCGAGAGUUUGUGCAGUGUCAUGGAUGAAUGUACAAAAGCAUUCUCUGAUUUCAAAGCCACGCAAGACGGAGUAUGGAAUUCGAUCCGAGGCAAGAAGAAUAGCCAUUCCAUGAAGGAACUCGAAGAUGCAAUCAAACAGCUCUGCAAUUCGCGUGACUUGGCUUGUCUCAUCAACGUUCGAGACAUCAAAGAUGAGCUUAAGAUCUUGACGAAAUUGUUCUCAGAGCAAACAAGCGUCAUCGAUACCAUGGUGAAGGUUUAUAUCGAAGUCGAUGAACGGAGCUGGAACAAGAUUCAGCACGGCCGGGCCAUUGGCUGGCUGGAAGAGGCUAAAGAAAAGAUAGCAAAUCACCAGGACCAAGUGGACAAGAUGAAAAAUGAUUGCGACGAACUCUGUGAGAGUUAUCGCAAACUCCUCGAUAUGAAACAGAAAGAGGCAAGUGUGGUUGAGGCUGCGUGCGCCAGAGUGUCAAGCGACAUGGCCACCAGGCAAAACUAUGCUAUGAUGACGUUCACCGUUGUCACGGUACUAUUCCUUCCGUUGUCAUUCUUCACAUCGCUUUUUGGAAUGAACGUCCGUGAGUGGAGUAAAUCCGAGCACCAGGAGAGCCUACGCGCUGUAAUGGUGCUCUCUGGCGCCGUUUCUGCGGGAAUCAUCGUCCUGGCACUUGGAGCGGCGUUCUGGACAUUCUGGACACCUUGGAUUUUGCGGCGUCCUUCAAACCGGAGAGACGAAGCCUAG